Messenger RNA from Aspergillus heteromorphus CBS 117.55, 1071 nucleotides. Its product is annotated as glycoside hydrolase family 18 protein. Gene Ontology annotation, molecular function: chitinase activity. Gene Ontology annotation, biological process: carbohydrate metabolic process. The record is from RefSeq and is a predicted model, not a curated record. Gene Ontology annotation, cellular component: extracellular region. Lineage: Eukaryota; Fungi; Ascomycota; Eurotiomycetes; Eurotiales; Aspergillaceae. Bases 1 to 1071 code for a protein of 356 amino acids. The transcript has 5 exons.
AUGUCGGUCCUCAAGCAGAUCCUUGCCUUUUCGACGGCGCUUGCUUCUCUGGGAGGAGCUUAUGCCAAGCUCGACCUGUCUUCCCCGUCCAAUGUGGUUGUGUACUGGGGUCAAAACUCCCUAAAGGGGUCGGGAAACCUUGCGCAGCAGAAUUUGGCCUAUUACUGCGAUGAUGACAACAUUGAUGUUCUUGUACUUGCAUUCUUGAUGAGAAUCAACGGUGUGGGAGGCGUGCCCGAGUACGAAUUCGAGGACCAGAGCAAAAGCUGCGAGCUGUUCAACGGCACCAACCUGUCGAACUGCCCACAGAUUGGCGCCGACAUCACCACCUGCCAGAAGAAGGGCAAGACGGUGCUCCUGUCUAUCGGCGGCGCGACGUACAGCGAAGGCGGCUUCCAGUCGGAGUCUGCAGCCCAGGCCGGUGCCGACACAGUCUGGGAGACGUUUGGACCUCCCAAGGCUGGCUCCUCAGCCUUCCGGCCCUUUGGCAACGCGUCCGUCGACGGCUUCGACUUCGACUUCGAGGCCAACGUCAACAACAUGGCCCCGUUCGCCAACCGCCUCCGCUCCCUCUCCGACGCCGACACCUCGAAGAAAUACUUCCUCACGGCCGCGCCGCAGUGCCCGUACCCCGACCUCUCGGACCAGGAGAUCCUCAACGGCCCCGUCUCCAUCGACGCCGUCUGGGUGCAGUUCUACAACAACCCCUGCGGCCUGACCUCGUUCGUCCCCGGAUCCAACACCCAGAACACCUUCAACUUCGCGCAGUGGGACACCUGGGCCAAGAGUGUCUCGCAGAACAGGAACGCGCGCAUCAUGCUCGGCGUCCCGGCUAAUACCGGCGCCGCCAGCUCGGGAUACAUGCCUGUCUCGCAGCUGCAGGCGGUGAUUGACUACAGCAAGACCUUCGAUAGCUUUGGGGGCGUCAUGAUGUGGGAUGCCACCCAGGCGUAUGGCAAUUCGGGCUUCCUGUCUGGUGUCAAGAGUGCCCUGAAGAAGACGAGUUCGCGGAUUUCCCGCACGGUUUAUCGCCUUCCGACACGGGGGUGGCUGUUCGGGGCUGAUAACUAA